AUGUCGAAUUCUAUAAAAAAAUUAGUUAUUGCAGUACAUAGAUUGAAUCUACCUGUGGUCCACAUUUCGCCGUCGCAUAAUACGAUCUCACUCACACCUGAGCCUGUACUUGCAGCUUGUGGUCCAUUUGUCGGCAUCGUGUCUGUCCUGCUCUUUCCAUGGAUCUGGUGUUUACCACUUGCACUCACAUUUGCUGAACUCUUUACGGCAUUUCCAACCGAUGGUAGUUUUUGUAUGUGGGUGGGUGUGGCAUUUGGUCGUCCCAUGGGUUUUCAAGUAGGUUAUUGGAGCUGGGUCGCAGGGGUGAUUGAUAAUGCAAUUUAUCCAUGUCUGAUUGUGGAUACCUUAUUGGCAUUAACAAUGGGAGACAAAGACGCUUUAAAUGAUGAAAAUGGAGUUGCAUGGAAGGUCUUUGGUUUGCGCGCAGUGUUUGCUGUGCUCUUUAUGCUGCCGACAUUAAAAAGUGUCAAAGUAGUGGGCCACACACUUCUAGUCUUGGGAAUUAUGAUCUUCAUGCCUUUUGCUGUACUCAUUAUAAAUGCGAUACCAUUUAUUAAACCAAUGAAUUGGUUUGUCAUUCGAAAAGAUCGUGAUUGGGGUCGUCUUUUAAGUGCUUUAUAUUGGAAUUACAGUGGUUUUGACGCAGCUGGAGCAUAUGCUGGAGAGAUCAAGUCACCAAAAACAACAUAUCCGAAAGCUAUGAUACUCACAGUUUUCAUGAUUGCAUUCACGUAUAUUGUUCCAUUCAUUGCCAUUGCAGGGGCUGACAUGCCACACUACACAACAUGGGAUGACGGAUCGUACUCAGUUAUUGCACAGCAAAUUGGUGGCACGUGGCUUUGUGUCUGGGUAUUAAUUUCCUCCAUCUUUGGAAAUCUUGGAUUGUACGUUGCGGAGAUGGCUAAGGACGGUUUUCAAUUGGCUGGGAUGGCAGAUUCGGGCUUAGCACCCCCUUACUUUGCUCAACGCCAUCCCGAUACUGGUGUGCCGCGCCGAGCCAUUUUGUUGGCAUUUUUCAUCAUCAUCUUUAUGGGCAUGUUUGACUUUGACACGAUUUUAGGAAUCGACAACUUUUUGUCAGCUUUAUCGUCUCUGGUAGAAAUGAGUGCUGCUGUUCGUAUGCGCUUUUCGCACCCUGAAAUUGAACGACCAUACCGUGUGAACCUAUCGGAUCGUUCUUUGUUACUGGCUAUGAUACUACCAUUUACAUUGGGCGUUUUCAUCAUGAUCAACGAGUUAAUCAAGUCUUGGACAAGCUUUACGCUGAAUGUGAUUGCACUUGUUUUGGGCUUUUUCAUUCAGAAAUAUAUUGAAUGUCAUCCAUACCACAAAUAUUCAGAGAUCAUCGGACUAUCACCACACACGACUGACCUGAAGCAAGAAUUCUAG
Plasmopara halstedii is the source of this 1389-nucleotide messenger RNA. RefSeq names its product amino acid-polyamine-organocation family. Gene Ontology annotation, molecular function: transmembrane transporter activity. The transcript has 7 exons. Lineage: Eukaryota; Oomycota; Peronosporomycetes; Peronosporales; Peronosporaceae. Bases 1 to 1389 code for a protein of 462 amino acids. Gene Ontology annotation, cellular component: membrane. Gene Ontology annotation, biological process: transmembrane transport. The record is from RefSeq and is a predicted model, not a curated record.